Messenger RNA from Hevea brasiliensis (rubber tree), 859 nucleotides. Its product is annotated as LOB domain-containing protein 2. The transcript has a single exon. The record is from RefSeq and is a predicted model, not a curated record. NCBI's taxonomy places the organism in Eukaryota, Viridiplantae, Streptophyta, Magnoliopsida, Malpighiales, Euphorbiaceae. Bases 57 to 830 code for a protein of 257 amino acids.
UUUAAUUAAUUUCUUGAAAAAAGAUUAAUUCUUUUGCAUUGUUGUAAUUGAUUUAGAUGAUGCAACGAAAUAAUAACAGCAGUUCUAACAGUGAUACCAGCGGUAUCACUGUUAUGCAUCUGGGGGCAUGUGCUUCGUGCAAGCAUCAAAGGAAGAAGUGCACUGAGGAUUGCAUGCUAGCACCAUAUUUUCCGGCGGAUAGAAGUCGAGAAUUCCAAGCUGUUCAUAAGGUGUUUGGAGUGAGCAACGUAAUGAAAUUAGUGAGGGGUGUCAAGGAAGAAGAUAGAAAAACUGUGGCGGAUUCAUUGGUUUGGGAAGCUUUUUGCAGGCAGAAUGAUCCAAUCUUAGGUCCAUUAGGAGAAUAUAGAAAAAUCCAGGAGGAACUCAAGUUGUACAAGAAUCAAAACCAAUUGGUGCAGCAGCAGCAGCAGCGGCUACCAGGAGCAGGAGGAGGCAUGAUGUGCAAGGCAACUCCAGGGAUGGCAGCUUGGAAUAAUGGAAUCAAUAACAGUAAUAAUACUAAUAUGGUGAAUUUUAGCCAUGACAAUGGGUCUAUUAUAUAUAGUAGUUAUCCUUUUAAGUAUGUUCAAGGUCCUGAGAAAGUUAAAAAGCAAGAAAAAGAUGUGGGUUCUCGUCUUCUUCCAUUGCCGGCGCCAUCGCCUCCGCAGCAGCAACGCCACCACUCUAUUACUUCUGGAUUUACUCAUCAUCAGCAGUAUCAUCUUCCAGGUAAUUGUAUUUUUAAACCCAGUCUUAGCCCAAACAAUCCACUAUUUGUCGAACAGGCCUUAAUGCGGGUGAAAUUAUAUAUUCUUUUUUUAUUAUUUUAACAAAAUAACAAUAGAAAUUCUGAAGACAA